GGACGCCUUUGCUGUGGAGGAAUUUGGGUGCUGAGAGUGCGAUUCAUUGAACUGCUGAUUAGAAGCUGCCGUUGCUUUUUGCAGUUCCGAAGACGAAAUCGGGACAGAGCUCCAAACGAUUCGUGUGGGGAAAAUAUUAAGCAGGCAUGGGCACUUCUGGAAAAAUUAUAAAGUGCAGAGCGGCCGUUGCCUGGGAAAUAGACAAGCCACUUUCUAUUGAAGAGGUGGAAGUUGCCCCACCGAAGUCUCAUGAAGUGCGGGUGAAGAUAAUAGCCACAGGGAUAUGUGGCACGGAUGAGCACGUCCUAACUGGCUCUUUCCCUAAAGUAGAGUAUCCUGUUAUUCCUGGCCAUGAAGGAGCUGGAAUUGUGGAGAGUAUCGGGGAGGGAGUGACUUGUGUGAAACCAGGAGACAAAGUGAUCCCCCUUUGUCUGCCUCAGUGUGGCGAAUGUAGCUCAUGUCUGAAAUGGAACACCAACUGUUGCCUGAAAACCCACCUUUGCAACCCACAAAACCUGAUGCCAGACAAAACCAGCAGGUUCACCUGCAAAGGGAAGAAAAUUCAUCACUUCCUUUGGAUAAGCACCUUCUCAGAAUAUACAGUCAUGCCUGACUCAACCGUGGUAAGGAUUGACGAUGCUGCCCCUCUGGAUAAAGUGUGUCUCUUUGGCUGUGGCUUUUCCACAGGUUAUGGGGCUGCCAUCAACACAGCUCAGGUCACACCUGGGUCUACCUGUGCCAUCUUUGGAUUGGGAGGAGUUGGUCUUUCUGUUGUCAUGGGAUGCCAAGCAGCAGGAGCAUCUCGGAUCAUUGGGAUUGAUAUCAACAAGGAGAAAUUUGAAAAGGCGAAGGAACUGGGAGCCACAGAAUGCCUGGACCCUAAGGAUUACAAGAAGUCCAUUCAGGAGGUGCUAAUUGACAUGACCGGCCAUGGUGUUGACUUUGCCUUCGAAGUUGUGGGAUGCUUGGAGACACUGACAGCUGCUCUGGCAUCCUGUCACAUGGGCUGUGGGGUCUGCGUGAUGGUUGGCGUCCCUCCUCUGGACUCGCGCCUCUCCUUCAAUCCUUUCCUGCUUUUUACGGGACGUACGUUGAAAGGGAGCUUCAUUGGAGGAUGGAAGAUGAAAGAUUCCAUUCCUCAACUGGUGUCCAAUUACUUGGAGGGAAAACUGAAAACUGAUGUUUUAAUUACGCACACUUUAUCUUUCAGUGAGAUUAGUAAAGGGUUUGAUCUGCUUCAUGCUGGAAAGAGCAUCCGUAUUGUCCUGCUGUUUUAAGCUGCUACAUGGGUGGUUUCAGCCUGAGGCGUCUCAUGAACAAUGCUGACAUUCCGAUUCUUUUUCUCGAUACUUUUUUUGAGGAAAAAUGCGUAAGCAAAUAUAGCUGUCGUUGGCAGCAUUGAGAGCUGGUUUUACUUACCCCCAGAUGCUUAAAAAUUCCUAGUCAAGCUCUAAAUGCUGAGACAUGAGCCUCACGAAUGGGAAUUUCAAGUGAACACAGAGAGGAAUAAGACCAGCCAAUGGAAAGUUUAUGUAAGAUUAAUAUGAUUGUCAUGCGGAAUCACUGAUGCUUAUCUUAGAAUCAGGCAUAUUUUUGUUUCUCUCUGCUUAUGUACAUAUUUGGUUGACAGAUUUGUGCAUUGUAUAUUGUGAGUAAAAAGUUCACAACUGUCUGCUGCCUC
This is a messenger RNA of Heteronotia binoei (common prickly gecko), 1681 nucleotides long. Its product is annotated as alcohol dehydrogenase 1-like. The transcript is spliced from 9 exons. NCBI's taxonomy places the organism in Eukaryota, Metazoa, Chordata, Lepidosauria, Squamata, Gekkonidae. The record is from RefSeq and is a predicted model, not a curated record. Gene Ontology annotation, molecular function: all-trans-retinol dehydrogenase (NAD+) activity; zinc ion binding. Gene Ontology annotation, cellular component: cytosol. Gene Ontology annotation, biological process: retinol metabolic process; retinoic acid metabolic process. Bases 147 to 1277 code for a protein of 376 amino acids.